Messenger RNA from Aspergillus ibericus CBS 121593, 1599 nucleotides. Its product is annotated as protein ERV29. The transcript is spliced from 5 exons. NCBI's taxonomy places the organism in Eukaryota, Fungi, Ascomycota, Eurotiomycetes, Eurotiales, Aspergillaceae. Gene Ontology annotation, biological process: Golgi organization. Gene Ontology annotation, cellular component: endoplasmic reticulum-Golgi intermediate compartment; membrane; endoplasmic reticulum. The record is from RefSeq and is a predicted model, not a curated record. Bases 288 to 1199 code for a protein of 303 amino acids.
AUUCAUCGUCUUCCUCCCUCCUCUGCAGCGCUGCUCUUUUUCUUCCUUCUCCCCGGGUCCUUUUUAUCUCCAUUGUCUGGCACUCUGCCUGCUCUUCUCCCCCUCUUGUCCUUUCUCCCCCCUCUUCCUCUCGCCAACACCUCCCUGCUCCUGCGAGUGUGCUCUCGACCCUUCGUCCCUUGUUUGUUGUCCCUGAUUUCGCCCAAUUGCGGAGGGUUCAAUUCGUGCCUCUCCCCCUCUCCUUGUCGAUUCGCGUCUCUCGACUUCAACAACUUUUUUUUCUCGCCAUGGCGCAAAUCCGUGGCACUGCCGGCUACAACUUCGGCCACCAGAACCCCUUUGGGGGUCCUGGUAGAGUAGAGGCAACGGGCGAUCCCAGUCCUCUGGAUGCUGUCCGGGAACAGACCAGCAAAAUUGAGGAUUGGCUGGACACGAUGGCGGACCCUGUGAAGCCGUAUCUACCAGCCAUUGGUCGCUUCCUGAUCGUGGUCACCUUCAUUGAGGACAGUCUACGCAUGAUCACCCAAUGGAACGACCAACUCCUGUACCUCCGUGACUACCGCAAGAUUCCAUGGGGUGUCACGCAUACGUUCCUGAUCAUCAACAUGCUCGCCAUGUCGCUUUGCUCGUUUUUGGUCAUUGCCCGCAGACACACGGAGUACGCAGUUGCCGGUCUCCUGGCCGUCGUCAUCGUUCAAGGCCUCGGAUACGGACUUAUCUUCGACCUCAACUUCUUCCUCCGCAACCUGAGUGUCAUCGGUGGCUUGCUUAUGGUUCUCUCCGACUCGUGGGUGCGCAAGAAGUUCGUCCCCGCCGGCUUGCCUCAGCUUGAUGAGAAGGAUCGCAAGAUGUACGUCCAGUUCGCUGGUCGUGUGCUGCUGAUCUUCCUUUUCAUCGGAUUCGUCUUCUCGGGCCAGUGGAGCCUCUGGCGUAUCAUUGUCAGUCUGUUCGGCUUCGUCGCGUGCAUCAUGGUCAUUGUUGGAUUCAAGGCCAAGUGGAGUGCGAUCAUUCUGGUGGUUUUGCUGAGCGUGUUCAACGUUCUGGUCAACAACUUCUGGACGCUUCACCCUCACCACCCCCACAAGGACUUCGCCAAGUACGACUUCUUCCAGAUUCUGUCCAUUGUCGGAGGACUUUUGCUCCUGAUCAACAUGGGCCCCGGCCAACUGAGCGUGGAUGAGAAGAAGAAGGUCUACUAAGAACAACGCGUAACCAUGGAAUGCUGGGCAUGAUGUGAUAUCCCGGGCCAUAGGGACCCCAUAUAUGAACCUGCUUUCUAUUUUCUCCUCUUCACUUGCUUUUGGACAGACAUCUACGUCGCAUACCACUACGUUACACUACGAACAUAUCAUAUUAUAUCAUGCCAUGACCAUGAUUUUCACCAUCCUCACCCGAAAAUGUGACUCCAUCCUUGCUGUUCUUGACUUCCCCCCGCUCAUGAGUGAGUAGCUCAUUUUCACCCGGGGAGUGCUUUUUGCAUGAUGUAUAUCAAGGAAUGAGCAUAUUCAGAUUAUAUUUGGGAUUAAGCAGCAAAAAGGCGCACCCUGGGAAAACUUAGUUCUACUCCAUCCAAUUCCUCCACCCAAAUAUAAUCUCUCC